Messenger RNA from Sinocyclocheilus rhinocerous, 722 nucleotides. RefSeq names its product huntingtin-like. The transcript has 6 exons. Gene Ontology annotation, cellular component: cytoplasm. The record is from RefSeq and is a predicted model, not a curated record. The annotation marks the transcript as partial. NCBI's taxonomy places the organism in Eukaryota, Metazoa, Chordata, Actinopteri, Cypriniformes, Cyprinidae.
AGGAGACGUGGGCCACUCUGUUGGGAGUGCUGGUCACUCAGCCAAUCACGAUGGACCAAGAAGAAGAAACCCAGCAAGAGGAGGAUAUGGAGAGGACUCAGAUCAAUGUACUGGCGGUUCAGGCCAUCACCUCUCUGGUGCUGAGUGCCAUGACUUUGCCAACAGCAGGAAACCCAGCCGUCAGCUGCCCUGAACAGCAACCCCGCAACAAAAUCCUGAAAGCUCUGGACACCAGGUUUGGUCGCAAGCUGAGUGUGAUUAGAGGUAUGGUUGAGCGUGAGAUUCAGGCCAUGGUGUCAAAGAGAGACAACAUCGCCACACACUUCCCCUAUCAUGCCUGGGACCCCGUGCCAUCCUUAUCAUCCUCAACGGCAGGCACCCUCAUCAGCCAUGAGAAACUCCUGCUGCAGAUUAACACAGAGAGGGAGAUGGGCAACAUGGACUACAAACUGGGUCAAGUGUCAAUUCACUCAGUGUGGUUGGGAAAUAACAUCACCCCUCUGAGGGAGGAGGAGUGGGGUGAGGAUGAGGAAGAUGAAGCAGAUGCUCCAGCACCUGCCUCACCGCCAUUAUCGCCAAUCAACUCCAGGAAGCACCGUGCUGGGGUUGACAUCCAUUCCUGCUCUCAGUUCCUUCUGGAGCUCUACAGUCAGUGGAUCCUCCCUGGCAGCCCCAGUAGCAGGAAGACUCCUGUUGUGCUCCUCAGUGAGGUGGUCAGAUCG